Messenger RNA from Chiroxiphia lanceolata (lance-tailed manakin), 2627 nucleotides. RefSeq names its product glypican-5-like. The coding region runs from base 4 to 339 and encodes 111 amino acids. The record is from RefSeq and is a predicted model, not a curated record. The transcript is spliced from 3 exons. Gene Ontology annotation, cellular component: plasma membrane; extracellular region; cell surface. Gene Ontology annotation, biological process: cell migration; regulation of protein localization to membrane; positive regulation of canonical Wnt signaling pathway. NCBI's taxonomy places the organism in Eukaryota, Metazoa, Chordata, Aves, Passeriformes, Pipridae.
GCCAUGGGGGGGAACAAUCUCAGCCUCGGCGUCCUGAGCCUCGGCGUUCUGCUCCUGGCCGCCGCCUCGGCGGGUGCGGAGCCGCCACCGAGCUGCGAUGCGGUCCAGAAAGUUUUCCAGCUCCGGCGGCUCGGCCCCCCGGGCGAUGUCCCGGAGUCCCCGCGGGCAGGUGUUGAUCUCCAGGUUUGUACUUCUAGAAAUCCAACAUGCUGUACUAAAAAGAUGGAAGAAAGGUAUCAGACUGCAGCAAAGCAAGAUAUACAGCAAGUGCUUCAAACAUCAAGUGCUACGUUAAAAUUUUUAAUAUCUCGUAAUGCAGCUGCUUUUCAAGGGCUGUAGACUCUGCAGAGCUCAGUGACUAACUGUACUUCGCGUAAGUGGGGGCUGUACUCUUUGCCUCAGUGUUUUAAGAUCUCCUCCUUUCCCCCAACCCAAGAGAAAAACCAGUGCACGAAAAAAUCCCUUAGCUACCUAAUAUACUUUUACAAUUCCAAGAUUUCUCAGUCUUCACAUUAAAUGACAUUAAAUGACAUUGUAAUGAAAUUAAGUGAAAUAAGAACCCCAAAACUAUAUUUCUGUUGCUGUUAUGUCCUGUGGGGCUUAGUCAGUGGGGUAUUUUCAGAAUGCAUGCAGGGUGCGUCUCCCUCAUUGAUGAAUUCUCUCUGAAAGACAGGGACACAUAUAUGCCUUUGAGGAGAAAUAGUUGUGAAUCCCUCUGGUAUAAUCUGAGUGGUUAUUCAGGCGUUUGGUUCCAGGCCCUUCUCAGCUAGUACACAUUAAAACUGUAUGACCUGUCAGCCCAGGGGAAUUCUCUGAACACCAUGUCAGAGGCUAAUAUGAGACAUAUGCACUUUUAACUCUCCUAGCAGUGCUAAUAUACAGUGUAGAAGGAAAUUCAAGAAGCAGUGAUGCGAAGAAAGAAACCUGCCUCUGUAGCUUAGUGAUUAUAUGUCCUCCCUCUAGAGGGAUGGUUUCAGGACUGCUUGAGAAUUAUAGUAUUUAUUUUUUUUGGUGAAACAUGUGUAAACAUUUCUUAUUACAGGAAUACAAGCCAUCCUUCCCAAAUAUGUAGCCUACACUGAUUCUCCCACUGUCUGUCUUUCAUCAUUUGCUUUUAAAAAAAUAUUUUUCAAAUAAUUAUACUUUAAAGUAUAUCUAUUUUAUAUACCUUAUACACUUCACAUGUUUUUGAAGUACAUGCUUUAGUCUGGAGUACUUUCGUCUUUGUUCUCCUUUUAUGUAAAGUAUGAUUGAGAGAGAAUGUUUCAUGGAUUCUGGUAUUAUUUAGAUUUAAAACCUUGUGUAACUUAAAGUAGUUUUUUGUGGAAAAACAUGCUGUUGGACAUGCCACUCUUUACUGAAAAAUUCCAAUCAUUGCUAACUAAAAUUCAAGCGAAAUUAUUUCAGAUUCAGAAACCAUAAUAGGAUGCUGCUGAUAUUUUUUCAGUUUUGAAUUCUAGGAACACAGUAGGACAUUAUACCUGGUCUGAAUUAAGUUUUGAUGGUGCUUUGAGCAGGAGUUUGGACUGGAGACCUACUUAAGGUCCUUUAGAGUCUGAAUCAUUGUAUGACAGGGUGUCUAUCUCAUCGCCAGAUCUUUAGGUAUUCCCUUUAUGUUUCAAUGAGGCUGGGCUGGGCAGUUAAGAGUAUGAUUAACUCUUCUGCUACUUUGACAACUGGACAGACCUCUCAGGAGUUGGGUAGAAAGUGUGAAGAGAAUUGUUGAGGUGUGUACAAAAGGGAGCAGAUGUCGUGGACUUUGUCACUGCUGUCAUGUACCUCUUUUCAAAAUAUGUUGAGGCUGGAUGUCUUGGCCUAAAAGGGGUGGACUGGAUCCAAACAGAACAAAUAGCUAAUAUUUUCUCUCAGUUUCUUACAUAUUCAGCAAAGAGAAGUAGGCAGUUAAAAUAAGUAAUCUGUGUCUGACUCUGGAGGUCUUCAGAGGUGUGUUUUUACCCUGCAUUAAAUACAGUCUAGAGACCCUGAGUCUUCAGAACAGCUGUCUACCAAAUACUUUAGGAUGACUGUAUUGGUGAAAUGAGGCAUCUGUCUGCCUAUCUCUUAACUCUAUGUGUGUGCAUAUAUCUUUACAUGAAAGUAAAUUCAUAUAUAUAUUGACAUAUCUUUGUCACCGUCCAAUGUUUUUCAAAAUUCUGUGGGUCUGUAACUGCUGCCUGCUGGCAGUAACUGUUGGCAAUUUUCAAAUGUUGCAAAAAUUGCAUUUCUCUUAGGUCAUGUCAAGCUAUAUGGUGCAAAUUGCACCACUUGUGUACUUCUUCCUAGUGAAUACUGUUACAGUUUUUUCCUUAUGUUUCAGGGUGUGUCAGAAUGCAUGUUUCCUUUUUUCAUUGUGAAUCUAUUUCUUUUUAAUACCUUUGAGGAUUGGUAAGGGAACAGAAGGAUAGGUGAGAGUAAAGUUAAAUAAGAUAUUAAUCUGGUAAGUGGGAGAGACAUUAUGGAGAGCAGUAAAUCAUUCUUCUGUCAGGAAAGGUGACUAGAGAACUUGAGCUGUAUGCUAAUCGUGUGUCAAGACAGUUAUUUUGAUAGGAUAACAUUCUUGUACAUCUCUGCCUUUUUAGUAUUUCUUAAUAUUUGAGGUAAAGACUGUGAACACUGUAUGGAGAUAG